This is a messenger RNA of Phalacrocorax carbo (great cormorant), 1867 nucleotides long. Lineage: Eukaryota; Metazoa; Chordata; Aves; Suliformes; Phalacrocoracidae. The record is from RefSeq and is a predicted model, not a curated record.
GUGGCAUUGUGGUGGCCUUGAGCUGGUGAGUUCUCAGCAAGGAGAGUUUGUUCCCACAGAGACACAGGAAAAUCGACCUGGGGAGGGGACAAGAGCGGGACAGCAACAUCAGUUUUAGUUUACUAGAGAUGUUCAGGCAUUAGCACCAUGAGGAAAGCUGGAGCCCUCUUUAGCAUUUCCAGCACUUCAUAAAUUUCAGAGAUUUAAGGCAAGGAGCCAGAUGUUUGGGGAGAAAUUCUGAACGCUAAAGACAAGUGGAAAUUUUUUUUUUUUGGUAGUGUGUAUUUUUUCCCAUUAGUUGCAAGGCUAUAUUUAGAAGAGAGGGGGAGAGAGAGAGAGAGAGAGCGAGAGAGAGAUUAGGCAUUUCUUCAUAUUCUGUAGUCACUCCAGUUGUUCUGCUUGUAAGAACAGAUGUCUCUUUCCUGGGGUGAUAGCAUUCAGGUCCACGAGGAAAUUUUCUUACCGGCAGGUCCUCUAACAUAGAAAGGAGAUCGGGCCAGAGAUAGCUGGAAAGUCAGUGACCAUGCCGACCUCCUCCACACAACUCCCAGCCCUUGACUCUAUCAACUCCACCCAGCAACCCAACGCCAGCACCUACUUGUUCUCCAAGUUCAUCCACCCCGACAAAGAACUGUACACAGAUUUUUACAGCCUGUGGAUUGCCCUGCUGGUAGUCAAUGCCAUCAUUUUCCUAGUGGGUGUUGUGCUGAACAGCUUGGCACUGUACGUCUUCUGCUUCCGUACCAAGACAAAAACCACCUCUGUUAUUUACACCAUUAACUUGAUUGUUACUGAUCUCUUGGUGGGCUUUUCCUUGCCUGUCCGGAUCAUCAUGUUCUAUAGUGCAGGGGACUGUCUGAAUUGUUCCUUGGUUCAUAUCUUUGGCUACUUUGUCAACAUGUACUGCAGCAUCCUCUUCUUGACAUGCAUCUGUGUUGACCGCUAUCUGGCAAUCGUACAGGUGGAGGCCUCACGUAAAUGGAGGAACCCCACCUGUGCCAAGGGGAUCUGUGUCUUCAUUUGGAUCUUUGCCACUGUGGUGACUUUCUCCAUCCUGACCAUGGCAAUACAGUUUGCUGCAUGUUGUCUCUCCAAGAUUCUGGUCCUGAUGGUCUGCGAGUACUUCUUCCCCCUCAUCAUAAUUAUCUUCUUCACCACCAGGAUUAUGUGUGCUCUGUCCAAGCCCAGCCUCAUGCACCAGAGCCGGGAGAGGAGAAUGAGGGCUGUGCAACUCCUUAUCACCGUCCUCAUCAUCUUCAUGAUCUGCUUCACUCCUUUUCACGUGCGACAGGUAGCAAUCUCCAUCAACCCAGACAUGCCCCAUGGUGUCAGCCUCCUUGUCUACCAUGUGACAGUGACUCUGAGUAGCCUCAACAGCUGCAUGGACCCCAUUGUCUACUGCUUUGUCACCAAUAAUUUUCAGUCAACCAUGAAAAAUAUCUUCAGGAAAACCGAGACAGAGCAAACCAGUGUGGACAUCCUGGGUAUGAACAAGAACUCCAAGGGCUCCAAUGCAAUCAUUGCCUUCUCAAACACAAUAGGAAGCCCUGUGAGCUUGCCAUCACCAACCAGUGUUCAGAUAUAACCCACACCUGAUGGGACACGCUGCAGUAAGCCAGUGUAAUGAUGCUGGGAUAUUGCUAACAUGCACAGUACUAUUGUCUUUGACCUCUUUGAUUUUUAGGCUGAGGUUCAGAAUGACAGUAGUGGAAUUUAUUCCUUAAAAAUAUGUGGUCUUUUUGGAAAAAUGGAACUUGCAGUGCUGUUAUUACCAAUACAAAAGAGAGUCUAUCAAUUACUGUUCCCAACAGGGAAGUUUUCAUUGUAUUUUAAUACAGACAUUUUGCUAGCAACAAAUUCUUUACUG